This is a messenger RNA of Camelina sativa (false flax), 612 nucleotides long. RefSeq names its product transcription factor DIVARICATA-like. The record is from RefSeq and is a predicted model, not a curated record. Gene Ontology annotation, molecular function: DNA binding. Lineage: Eukaryota; Viridiplantae; Streptophyta; Magnoliopsida; Brassicales; Brassicaceae.
AUGGGUUCGAAUCCAGGGUGGUCGAGGGAUGAUGACAAGCGUUUUGAGAAAGCUCUGAACGUAUACCGGGACGAAAGCUCGCCGACUUUUUUUGAGGACAUCGCCCUUUUUGUGAAAAAACCGAUCAAUGAGGUGUAUUACUACUACAAGGCGUUGGUCGACGAUGUUGAGCUCAUCCAAUCGGAUAACUUUGACUUGCCUAGGUACCAAGAGGACGAUUACAAGUCACUGAAGGAGGUGACUCAGUCCAAUAACAAGGUUAAGGAGAAAGCGAAGGGAAAUCCUUGGACAGCAGAGGAACAGAGGUUGUUUCUAGAAGGACUAGAGAAGUUCGGGAAAGGAGAUUGGAAGAACAUAUCGAGGGAAUGUGUGAAGUCAAAGAAUCCGAUGCAAGUGGCAAGCCAUGCUCAGAAGUAUUACAUAAGGCAAAAUUCUGACAGGAAGAAGGGGAAACGCUCGAGUAUCCAUGACAUGACUCUGGGAGAUGUGCGGCCGCCACACGUAACCGUCCCUGGAUCCAACUUGAAGCCUAUGGGCGGGCAGCCAGAAUUUGGUGGCCAAAUUCCUCCGUGUCAAAACUAUUAUCCCCAAAACAACGUCGGGCCUUUGUGA